AUGGUUAAAUACUUUUUUCGGUUUAAUAUAUACGACCCACAACAUGUAUAUAUCAUAAAUUCUUAUGAUUACUGGAUUUUUAAGUUUAAUUCUGCCCGUCUUAUUUAAAUUAUACCUCAAACAACAUGUAUUAUUUAAUUGCAUAUAUUGAUAUCCCUAAAUAUCCAAUUCUAUUUUCAGCAAUAGGAAAUUAUUCUUAAAAUUCAACUAUUUUAAAUUAAUGAUGGCAUAGCUGGAUGGGGAUUAAACCAUGUUUAAAUGACUCCAGGUUUUUUUCCAAAAAAAAACUGUUAAUUGUGUGAGGUAUCAUUUAAAUGUAAGACUUGUGCAAAUGGAUACUAUAGGAAUAAGAACAAUAAAAUUAGAUAAGUAUUAAUUCUAAUAUACUUGUAUUGUAAGUUGUUCAGAACAAUAUUUAAAUUCACAUGGUUAUUAUUUUUACGAUUUUGA
Paramecium pentaurelia is the source of this 450-nucleotide messenger RNA. The record is from the annotation of a GenBank genome assembly. Lineage: Eukaryota; Ciliophora; Oligohymenophorea; Peniculida; Parameciidae.